Trichosurus vulpecula (common brushtail) is the source of this 3195-nucleotide messenger RNA. RefSeq names its product ring finger protein 217 (gene RNF217). NCBI's taxonomy places the organism in Eukaryota, Metazoa, Chordata, Mammalia, Diprotodontia, Phalangeridae. Gene Ontology annotation, cellular component: ubiquitin ligase complex; cytoplasm. Bases 272 to 1858 code for a protein of 528 amino acids. Gene Ontology annotation, molecular function: zinc ion binding; ubiquitin conjugating enzyme binding; ubiquitin protein ligase activity. The transcript is spliced from 6 exons. Gene Ontology annotation, biological process: positive regulation of proteasomal ubiquitin-dependent protein catabolic process; protein polyubiquitination; ubiquitin-dependent protein catabolic process. The record is from RefSeq and is a predicted model, not a curated record.
AAAGCUGCGAGGGCCGGGCCGCCGAGGGCUUUCUCUCCUUCCCACCCCGGCCCCAGGAGACGCAUCGCGAGCCGGGGCCCCGGCCGCUGACGCUGCUCCUGCUUGCGACCGAGGAGGCGGCUAGCUCGGCGCUGCCCAGCCCCGGAGGGACCCGGAAGCAGAAGCGGGGCCAGAGCAUCCAGAGCUGAGCAGUGUCCCCCAGCUGCCCGCCGGGGCUGGGUGCUGGGUCGAACGGCUGGAUGGGCAGCGGCGGCGCCCGCAGCCGGCGGCGAUGGGAGAGGAGCAGAGCACGGUGAAUGCAGACUGUCCCGCCGAGGGACGGCCCCCGGGAGGCGGUGAAGACUUGGGUGAGGAACAGACCGAGCGGCGGCGGCCGCAGAGGGAGGGCAGCGGGGCAGCAGGGCCCCGAGCCCUGUCCCCGGACCCGGGCGGCGGCGGCGGCACCGGGGACGGGGCUUCCCCGGAGCACAGCCAGAGGGGUAGCAAAGAGCGCGGGCAGCCCGCCGCAGCGAGAUCCACGGAGCCACUAGAUCCCCGAACGUUGCAACAGCAGCAGGAGGAAGAGCAGACGAGGAGAGAAUGGGACGGGUCUUCCGAGCCCGAGUUUGGGGAGAGAGCCAGCUCCCACGACGGACUGGUCUUGGAAGUGCUUGGCCGGCGCCGCCACCCUCCACCCAAGAAACACAUCUACUGCACCGUGUACUGCGUGGAAAACGACCUGCCCGAGGCCAAUACCCGGGAGCAGCCUUCGUCUCCAAACACUCUGGCCUCCCCAGUGCCUCUUGCAGUCCCUUCCUCCACCACCUCCACCAGCUCAGCGACCUCCUCCCCUAGUCCUGGCUUGUCGCCCCCCUCGGACCCUCUGGCCUUCGACGGCGGCGGGGGCGGCAGCAGCGUCGAGCUCGACUUAUAUCUAGCUCCUGAACCUUUUUCCGUGUCCAGCCUGAUCGGAGCGCCGCCCUAUCCCGGCCUGGGAGGGUUGGCGGACCCUUAUAGCCCCCUCCUCGUGUUGAGCUGUCGGGUGUGUCUGGAGGAUAAAGCUAUCAAGCCCCUGACGUGCUGUAAAAAGGCUGUGUGUGAGGAGUGUCUGAAGCGCUACCUGAGCUCCCAGGUCCAACUUGGCCAAGCAGAAAUCAAAUGCCCCAUUACCGAAUGCAAUGAAUACCUAGAGGAAACAACUGUUCUGUAUAACCUGCCACAUGAUGAUGUCAUCAAAUACAAGUACUUCUUGGAACUCAGCCGUAUUGACUCCAGCACCAAGCCAUGCCCUCAAUGCAAGCACUUUACGACCUACAAGAAGAGAGGAUAUGGUCCAACCCCUACCAAAUUGGAAAACAAAUACAAAAUCCAGUGCCCCAUUUGCCAAUUUGUCUGGUGUUUUAAGUGCCACUCACCCUGGCAUGAAGGAGUUAACUGCAAGGAGUACAAAAAGGGAGACAAGUUAUUGCGUCACUGGGCCAGUGAAAUUGAGCAUGGUCAGAGGAAUGCCCAGAAGUGUCCAAAGUGCAAGAUCCACAUCCAGAGAACAGAAGGAUGUGACCACAUGACCUGUUCACAAUGUAACACUAAUUUCUGUUACCGCUGUGGGGAGAGAUAUCGCCAACUCCGCUUCUUUGGAGACCACACAUCAAACCUCAGUAUAUUUGGAUGCAAAUAUCGCUACCUCCCUGAGAGACCGCAUUUAAGGAGAUUAGUGCGAGGCUCAGUAUGUGCUGGAAAAUUAAUCAUUGCACCUCUGAUCCUGGUUUUGGGACUGGCACUUGGGGCCAUAACCAUUGUAAUAGGUUUAUUUGUAUUUCCCAUCUAUUGCCUUUGUAAAAAGCAAAGAAAAAGAUCACGGACAGGUAUGCCCUGGUAAAAAGCAAACUUUUUUCAUCCGCACUGAUCUGAGCCCUGCCAAGGGUUAUACAAAAUGGUGCAACGAAGAACAUGGGCAUCCAUAUCCAAGUCGCCAUCCUGAAAACUGAGAGGGACUUCUUGCCAUCUCCUCUCCUCUUGGUUCACUGCUGCAGGCCAGAAUGCCUCCUUGCUAUGGUGCACUCCAAAAAUGGUAGCCUACCCCUUUUCCCCUUUUUGAUUGCUGCUUUAAAAAAAUUAAGGAGUUGCUCUCCAGGUUACUUUCAUAGACUUCUGUAUUUAAAUUAAAACCCCUCCUGUUGUUCUAUUAAGAAAGCAUUUUUGUUAACAACAUGUAGCUUUAUCUGUUUAGGAUUUUUAUGAGAAACAGCUGAAGGUAGUUCAAAUUGUCUUUGUGUCCUGAACACUGAACCUCUUGCUCAUCUUUUGGGAUGUGCUCUGAAUAGCUCACAUCCUUUGUCUACCAUUAAGCAAAGUCAAAUUUCAGAAGACAGAGGCUCAUCAUAUCCACUUAUUUCUACCUAUGGACCAAGCAGUGUAAUUCAGCCAUUUGGCAGGAGUUGCAGUUGCCAAAAAUCUCAGUGCCUAAAAGAGAACUAAUGAAAACAAAUUAAUGAGAAAAAGCAUGUGGCAUAAUGAAAUCCUUGUAUAGGUGUGUAAGUAAACAUGUUUUAGAGUUGACCCCAAUAACCCCAUAGUUGUCUAGUCACAUGAUACUGCAUUAUUCUUCCAUAUUUUCAUAGGGCUGUUUCAGAUUGGGCUUAGAUCCUCUGCGGUCUCAGGACGCACAAAGGUCAAUGUGAAAGCUAUGCAAGGAAUCUCUUGCUAUUAUUAAAAAAAGACAAUGUUAUUUAGUACAGUAUCGAAUUUUGUGGACCAAGAGAAUUGAUACAAUGGUCUCAGAAGUUGAGUCCUGGAAAAAUGCUCCUUAUUUUUCUUCUGGUGCAUCCUUUACUGUGCAUAGAACAAUAUGAAUUUCCGUGAAAAUGCACGAGAAUUUCAUUAGUCAAUCCAAAGAAUAGAUUUUAUUUGAAAUGAAAACUGCUUAAAAUCCUUUCUAGAAUCAGAAAGCUUUUAAAUUGUGGUCAUAAAGAAUUGUAUCUGAGGUUAAAACUCUAUAUCAUUUCCUAUCCCUUAGUUUUUUGAUCUUGGACUUUUCACAGAAACACUUUGUUUUCAGAUGUAAAUCUCAUGCCUGCUGUUCAAAUUUUGUUACUCUUAGUGAUAUUAUGGAAGGGGUACACUAAAAACAAGGUUCCUGUGAUCCUGGUUAUGUACUUUUCAAACAAACAAACAAAACCCUAAAUCUGCUGCUAGAGAAGAAAAUGGAGAAAAUAA